AUGGGGUUUUCUGGCUCGACGUUCUUUGAAACUCGGGACGCGAAAUACCUGAUAAAAUCAGUUCCGCGGCAUUCGGAACACUCAUUCUUCAAGAAUGACUUACUGGAACCGUAUGAAGCGCACAUGGCGUCCCACCACGACUCUCUCUUAGUGAGAGUUUUCGACUUCCUUGGAGCAGUUGGUCCGUCGAUCGGUCGGUUCCUCAGGCUUGCCCCCUCGCAUCACAUCGUAAUGGAGAAUAUCCUUUGCGGGAAAGGGGAAAAUGACCAUGAUGACGAGGUUGAAUGGAAAACCUGGGACUUGAAGCCAACCUCUUACUUCUACCCAGAGAGGGACAUCGCCGAUGGCCGUUUGACGAGCGAGGCCACCAAGGAUCAGCUCGCGGAUACCUUCAACGGCAAGAUUAUCCUCACGAAAAACGAGGUCCAGGAUUUCUUCUCCAGCCUCAACGCGGACACGGAAUUCCUCGCGCGCCACAACGCCGUAGACUACUCCCUCUUCCUAGUUCGCACCACCUACAACAAUGGGGCCCCCGCCUAG
Parascedosporium putredinis is the source of this 540-nucleotide messenger RNA. The record is from the annotation of a GenBank genome assembly. Lineage: Eukaryota; Fungi; Ascomycota; Sordariomycetes; Microascales; Microascaceae.